Molecule: messenger RNA, 766 nt
Organism: Castor canadensis (American beaver)
Lineage: Eukaryota; Metazoa; Chordata; Mammalia; Rodentia; Castoridae
Gene: Rergl
Product: RERG like
Molecular function (GO): GTPase activity; GTP binding
Source: RefSeq, a predicted model, not a curated record
CAAAGACUGGAUAAAGCAGAAGUGGCAGAAAAGCAAGAUGAAUGAUAUUAAGCUUGCUGUCUUGGGAGGUGAAAGAACAGGCAAAUCUGCCCUUACCGUAAGGUUUCUUACCAAGAGAUUCAUUGGAGAAUAUGCUUCUAAUUUUGAAUCUAUCUACAAUAAGCAUUUGUGUUUGGAUGGGAAGCAACUGAAUCUGGAAAUAUAUGACCCUUGCCCUCAAUCACAGAAAACAAAAUUCUCCCUCACAAGUGAGCUUCAUUGGGCAGAUGGGUUUGUUAUUGUGUAUGACAUCAGUGACAGGUCUUCAUUUGCUCUUGCAAAAGCACUUAUCUACAGAAUUCGGAAGCCACAAUCCACUCCUUGUAAAAGAUUUGUGGAACCAGCAGUGAUUUUAGUUGGCAACAAGCAAGACCUCUGUCAUGUGCGGGAGGUUGGCUGGGAAGAAGGGCAUGGCCUGGCACUGGAUCGCCACUGCCAAUUCUGUGAACUGUCUGCAGCAGAGCAGACUCUGGAAGUAGAAAUGAUGUUUAUCAGAAUUAUCAAGGACAUUCUGACAAACUUCAAACUCAAAGAAAAGAGGAGAUCCAGUGGGUCUAAAUCAAUGGCCAAACUAAUCAAUAAUGUAUUUGGAAAGAGAAGGAAAUCUGUUUAGUAGACGUGUAAUCCUAGGGGAUUUGUUACAUCAGUGAGUUUCAAAUAUUCACGGUAAUUAAACUUACCCUUUGCAUGCAAUUUUUAAGAAAAGAAUUCUCUUGAAGAUGUGAGA